AGGAAAAGCAACAAACCAGAUGGAGAAGGAAGACCAAAAAGAUAAGUAGAAAGCUAGACCAUGAGCUCCUUGAGGGCAGGGACUGAAUGGUUACUAUGUCCCCAGGGCCCAGCAUGACCUUCUCCUGGAUUCCUCAUCUUCCUCCUGUGACCUGUGUCUCCAUCAGUUUCUCCACCGGCAUCUUUUUCUUACAGGAUUCCUACGUCAGGAAUAGAUGGACAUGGCCUGGCAGAUGAUGCAGCUGCUGCUUCUGGCUUUGGUGACCGCUUCGGGGAGUGCCCAGCCCAGGAGUGCGCAGGCCAGGACGGACCUGCUCAAUGUCUGCAUGAACGCCAAGCACCACAAGGCACAGCCCAGUCCCGAGGACGAACUGUAUGGCCAGUGCAGUCCCUGGAAGAAGAAUGCCUGCUGCACGGCCAACACCAGCCAGGAGCUGCACAAGGACACCUCCCGCCUGUACAACUUUAACUGGGACCACUGUGGUAAGAUGGAGCCCGCCUGCAAGCGUCACUUUAUCCAGGAUGCCUGUCUCUAUGAGUGCUCACCCAACCUGGGGCCCUGGAUCUGGCAGGUCAACCAGAGCUGGCGCAAAGAGCGCAUCCUGAAUGUGCCCCUGUGCAAAGAGGACUGUGAGCGAUGGUGGGAGGACUGUCGCACCUCCUACACCUGCAAAAGCAACUGGCACAAAGGCUGGAAUUGGACCUCAGGGAUUAAUGAGUGUCCGGCUCGGGCCCUCUGCCGCACCUUUGAGUCCUACUUCCCCACUCCAGCCGCCCUUUGUGAAGGCCUCUGGAGCCACUCCUUCAAGGUCAGUAACUACAGUGGAGGGAGCGGCCGCUGCAUCCAGAUGUGGUUUGACUCAGCCCAGGGCAACGCCAAUGAGGAGGUGGCCAAGUUCUAUGCUGCGACCAUGAAUGCUGGGGCCCCGUCCCAUGGGAUUAUUGGUUCCUGAUCCAAGAAGGGUCCUCUGGGGUUCUUCCGACAACCUAUUCUACUAGACAAAUCCACAUGUG
Molecule: messenger RNA, 1013 nt
Organism: Mandrillus leucophaeus (drill)
Lineage: Eukaryota; Metazoa; Chordata; Mammalia; Primates; Cercopithecidae
Gene: FOLR3
Product: folate receptor 3 (gamma)
Exons: 6
Coding region: 215-952 (245 amino acids)
Biological process (GO): fusion of sperm to egg plasma membrane involved in single fertilization; sperm-egg recognition; cell adhesion
Cellular component (GO): external side of plasma membrane
Molecular function (GO): signaling receptor activity
Source: RefSeq, a predicted model, not a curated record